AUGGCCGAGGGCUUAGGAGAUUUUCUUGGCCUCGAAAGCAGAGCAAAUAAAGACACGCUCGCCUACUUGGAGCAGUUAGCGGCACAGCCAAUUGAAAGCUUGGUGAAAUCGGAACCAGAGCAACUUGCCGUCACGUCCCAAACGAUUUUACGAUCAGUCCAAGCCCUUUCGAAACGACAUCAUAUAUCUAUAGUUGCCUCUGCAGUUGGCCAUGGAACGCUACGGGAGACACUUCCUGAGCUUGCGACUCGUACGACGGAGCUUUCCAAUGCCGUCCCUCGAUUAGACGCCCAAGCAGAGCAUUUUUCGUCCCUCUUCAGCAAAUCUGGUGAUAGUAAGCUAUUGGCAUCAAGGAAAAAGGCUAUUCGUCUACUGCAAAACUCAGAACGCGUCGUGGAUUUAAUGGAGCUUCCAUCACUGUUGUUAUCCGCAGUAAGCACAACACCGUUGGGCUAUUCGUCAGCCCUCGAUCUUUACAGCCAUAUCAAGCGCCUUUCAAAUUUAUAUUCGGAAUCUACAUUAGUAUCUUCAGUCUUGGAAGAAGCUGAUGACUCGAUUCGACAGCUCGCUGUGGACUUAAUCGUCGCAUUGGAAGCCCCGAACCUCAAGCUUGCGGCUGCUUUGAGAACCGUCGGCUGGCUGAGAAGGAUUAUGUUGGAAUUGAUAUCUGAUAUGCAUAUGGAUAAUUCCCUGCAGGCGGUAUUCCUUAUUUGCAGAUUAUCAAAUCUGCUUGCGACACUGGAAGCCUUGGAUCCAUUGCGACAGCUGGCUGAGGAGGAGCGCAAGAGACAGCGCAAGACAUCUCACAGUUGGGCUGGUGGUCAACAGACUGAGAGAUAUCUUAAACGAUUUAUUGAAGUGUUCAGAGAACAUAGUUUCAGUAUUAUUUCUAUCUCCAAGAACAUUGGGGGAACAAGUCUAGGUGCCAACUCAGCAACUGCCAAUGAGUCGGUCGCAGCCGCGCCACCCGCUUUAUCAACAUUCCCAAUACAUCUGGUUGAGAUGUUGAUGGAUACCCUGCGUACAUACUUACCCAUUGUCAGUGAACAGACCUCGCGAGAAAGCAUCUUAACCCAGGUCUUGUACUGUGCAGGGAGUCUGGGCAGAUUGGGUGCCGAUUUUAGCAUGCUGCUUUCAACAGUCAAUGUCCCUGAAUGGGCCGGUGUUAUAAAACGUCACCGUCAAUUGGCAGGACGUUUAGAAUCUGUCAUUGGAGAUCACCGAGGAAAUCUUCCUGAAGCAACAGCAUAA
[Torrubiella] hemipterigena is the source of this 1251-nucleotide messenger RNA. The record is from the annotation of a GenBank genome assembly. Lineage: Eukaryota; Fungi; Ascomycota; Sordariomycetes; Hypocreales; Clavicipitaceae.